AACAAAACACAGUUUCUCUCUCUCUCUCUCUCUCUCUCUCUCUCUCUCUCUCUCUCUCUCUCUAAAAGCUCUCUUCUCUUACAAUGGAGAAUUCACCGAGAUACAGAGAAGCGACGAAUCUGAUUCCGUCGCCGAGAUGUCACAACAGCAACAACAGUUGCGGUAUGAGCAGUAGCAGUGAAAGUAACAAACCACCAACAACUCCGACCCGACACGUAACCACAAGAUCCGAAUCCGGUAACCCGUACCCGACAACAUUCGUCCAAGCAGAUACUUCUUCCUUCAAACAAGUCGUCCAGAUGCUAACCGGAUCCGCCGAGAGACCCAAACACGGUUCAUCUCUCAAACCAAACCCGACCCAUCAUCAACCCGACCCAAGAUCCACUCCUUCUUCUUUCUCAAUCCCACCAAUCAAAGCCGUACCUAACAAGAAACAGUCUUCUUCUUCAGCAUCAGGGUUUCGUCUCUACGAGCGUCGUAAUUCAAUGAAGAAUCUCAAAAUCAAUCCUUUAAACCCGGUUUUUAACCCGGUUAAUUCAGCUUUCUCUCCCCGUAAACCGGAGAUCCUCUCUCCAAGCAUCUUAGAUUUCCCAUCUCUCGUUCUCAGCCCGGUUACGCCUCUUAUACCCGACCCGUUUGAUCGAUCCGGGUCAUCAAACCAAAGCCCCAACGAGCUUGCUGCGGAGGAGAAAGCAAUGAAAGAGAGAGGCUUUUAUUUGCAUCCAUCUCCGGCAACAACUCCGAUGGAUCCAGAGCCUCGACUUCUUCCUCUAUUCCCGGUGACUUCUCCUAGAGUCUCAGUAAACAAAAGAUGAAGAGAUUGGUCUUUAGAGGGAACCAAAUUGGUCCAACCUUUUUUUGCUAAGGAUUGAUGAAAGGGUAAACAAAAAGAAAAAGGAGUGUGGAAAAUAAAAGAGAUUUUUUUCUUGUUAUUAUUAUUUUCAUAUUUUCUCCUUAGAAAAAGGAGAAUACGAAAUUGAAAAAAAGAAAGAAAAGAGUAAAUUGGAUAGAAGGAAGAUAAAGAGUGGGGCUUAGCUGUCUAAAAGAGAGAGUAUUAAUUAAGAGGUAAGGAAUCUUUUGACUAUAUUUUCUUUGAAUUCAUGAUUUGAUGAUAGGGUUUUUAGAGAUUUGACCGCUUUUACCUAUAUUUGUGGCCUAAUGAAUGAUAAUGAUAUUGUUUGUUUUUAACCGUAACAAGAACAAAAAAUUGUGGUUUUGGAUACAUUAGAGUACAAGUUUUGGUUGUGGUCACUAUUGGGUCUAAUAAUAUCUUGGGGUAAAAAAUUAUGUUUUGAGUGUUUCGUUUUAAAAUAUAGUUGAAGGUGGACUUAGUGGCAUAUGGAUUGAGGUAAUGGGCAUAUGCUAAAUUGGCCCCAUAUGAUUUUUAUCUUUUGAAUAUUUCUUGGUCAAAGGUUUUUUUGUUUAGAGUAAAAUUAGGCUUGUUGGAAACUUUCAAAAAUUAGGUGUUUUAAUUGGUUACACAAAAUGGACGUGGUCAAAAGAAAUAAUUAACACUUUAAUUAUGUUAGUAUUUAUCAUUGAAUGGUCUUCGAAGACUAAAAAUUAAAUUAAACUUGACUCAAUCUUCUCAUGGUGGACCGGAUCUAUUAUCUCUUCUCUCUCUAAACAAAAAAAAUUCUCAUGUGAAGAGAGUUGAAGUGUGGGCCCCAUUUCCACUAUUGGUGCUAUUGAGAAGUUGACCUAUUUUUAAA
This is a messenger RNA of Arabidopsis thaliana (thale cress), 1712 nucleotides long. Its product is annotated as VQ motif-containing protein. Lineage: Eukaryota; Viridiplantae; Streptophyta; Magnoliopsida; Brassicales; Brassicaceae. The transcript has 2 exons. The record is from RefSeq and is marked reviewed. Bases 84 to 815 code for a protein of 243 amino acids. Gene Ontology annotation, cellular component: nucleus.